AUGGACAAGUCCAAGGGCAAGGCGUCCACGUCGCGGUGGUCCGUGGCGUCGCCGAGGCAGCUGAUGCAGAAGGCGUCCCACGCCUUCAAGGUCGGCAGGUCCCGCAGCAAGAAGAGCAAGGACCUGGCCGGCCCCGCGGCCGAGGCGAUGGCGUCCGUGAAGGAGACGCCCGGUGCUUCCGGCGAGAUCAACGCCGAGGCGGCGAGACCCCCUCCCGUGCCUGAGCAGCAGCGCCGCCCCGCUGAAAUGACUGCCGCGACACCUCUCGACGUCGUGCAAUCAGAGGUGGUCGUGGAGCCCAACGCUGCCAUGAAGUUACAGGAGGAAGCGACCUCGCGACCGGGCGAAAUUGUCAGUAAUGAAAUCAAGACAGAGGAGGAGACGCGUCAAGAGGAGCAGGUAAUCCCAGAAGAGCCGAGAGCAGAAGCAGAGAAGGCGAAUGCCAUUGACGAGGAGAAGGCCGUGAUACCGAAGGAGUCCGUGGAAGCCGUGAAGGUGGAUGAGCCGGCGCCGGAAGAGAAUCCGCAAGCCGGCAACGUUGAAGGGGCACAAAAGGAAGCUGAGAAGAUUACACAGGAUGAACCUCCGCCGCCGGCCGCCGUUGUGGAAGAACCAACGAAGGAGGCAGCAACGCCGCUGAACGUGCUGCAAGAUGAACCAGCGGCCAGCCCGGUUCAAGAGGAAGCCGUCGUGGAGAGCAAAGCCGAGGAGAGGCCACAAGCAGAGCCGGCGAAGCACGAAGAUGCCAUGAAGCAACCUGAAACAAGUCUGAUCUCUGAAGAACCGAAAGAGCAAUCCGCCGCCACGCAGAAGCAGGCGGAGGCCGCCGAGGAACCCAAGAUGAUCGCUGCAUCCAAGGCAUCAUCGGUGCCGGCGACGUCGCUGGAAGAAGCUCUGGAGGAAGUGGACACGGUGACCAAGGUGGGCACUUCGCGAUCAGAGCCCGUGACACCGGCGAAGCAAGCCAUCAACAAGGACAAGGCGGUGAUCGACACGAUCCUGAGCGCUUCGGAGCCAACGACGCCGUUGAGAGGAGCCGCUAAGAAGGAAGGGGCGACGUCCUUCAUGGGGAAGAUUCCGGAGGAGGGUCGGAUGAGUUUCAAGGGGAGCAGGGUAAAGACGGCGAUGGAGAAGCGGCCGGAGGAGGCGCAUCCCAAGAAGAAGGAGGUGUCGCGGAGCAACGACGUGCUGGAGGAGACCAAGAGCAAGCUGCUGGAGAAGAAGAAGAGCAAGGUGAAGGCGCUGGUGGGGGCGUUCGAGGUCGUCAUGGACAGCCCCCGCGCGUCCACGCCGGGCCCGGGCAGAUCGGGCCCGAGGUUCUGA
Triticum dicoccoides is the source of this 1323-nucleotide messenger RNA. Its product is annotated as probable serine/threonine-protein kinase kinX. The coding region runs from base 1 to 1323 and encodes 440 amino acids. NCBI's taxonomy places the organism in Eukaryota, Viridiplantae, Streptophyta, Magnoliopsida, Poales, Poaceae. The transcript has a single exon. The record is from RefSeq and is a predicted model, not a curated record. Gene Ontology annotation, molecular function: calmodulin binding.